AUGGGCUCCAAAUACGAGCUAGCGCCGCUCACCCUGUGGUCAAACAAUGUACGAGGCCUGAACGUCCCUGAGAAGCGAACCCAAAUACUCCAUGCCCUAUCGGCGGAGCGCGUCUCAGUGGCGUUCCUGCAGGAAACGCACCUUAAAGGCGCAGAUCCCCCCUCCUUGAAAAAC
Molecule: messenger RNA, 174 nt
Organism: Pelobates cultripes (western spadefoot toad)
Lineage: Eukaryota; Metazoa; Chordata; Amphibia; Anura; Pelobatidae
Source: the annotation of a GenBank genome assembly